Phytophthora nicotianae INRA-310 is the source of this 369-nucleotide messenger RNA. RefSeq lists its product as hypothetical. The record is from RefSeq and is a predicted model, not a curated record. The coding region runs from base 1 to 369 and encodes 122 amino acids. NCBI's taxonomy places the organism in Eukaryota, Oomycota, Peronosporomycetes, Peronosporales, Peronosporaceae. The transcript has a single exon.
AUGAGUAUGAAAGCUUUCAGGUACAAAAAGAUAAUCGACUAUAAUGGUGACAGACUCGUGUGGUUUAUUGAUGAGGAAAAUAAGGACAUCUACCGCAAGAUGAAAGCUAAUAUUGCGGGUGGGCCUUCGAUUAUGUUGAUAUGGUGCGCCAACGAGUGCUCGUGGACCACCAUCGAGAACUCAUCAAGUAAUGGUGGAGAGGAUCCGACGGCGACAGGAAGCAGCACGUGCAUACAAGGACUUGAGUGGCUGAGCAUAGUGAAGGCAAGUCAACGAGGCAUCGGAGGUAAGCACCAUGAUGAGAGGGAACAAAGAGCACAGGGAACACAGGAGAGGAUAGGAGGACUCGGUAGCAGUUUGAGGAGCUAA